Lathyrus sativus (Indian pea) is the source of this 1446-nucleotide messenger RNA. The record is from the annotation of a GenBank genome assembly. Lineage: Eukaryota; Viridiplantae; Streptophyta; Magnoliopsida; Fabales; Fabaceae.
AUGAAUUAUAAUAAUAUUAGUAUCACAGAGAAGUUAAAUCAGCAAGAAAUUGACAUGGGAACUGCUGCUCAAAGUUCUUCAGAAAUCUAUACAAGUGAUAGUGAAAAGGGUUUUGCAAUUGAUGCUCACUCUUCUGGUUCAUCUGAAUUAGAUGCAGGAGCAAAGUUUGUUCUUGUAUCGCAUGGGUCUUGGUUACACUGUGGUUAUCAUUUGACAACAUCUAUUGUUGGACCUGUGAUUCUUACACUUCCAUUUACAUUCACUCUUCUGGGUUGGUUUGGAGGAAUGAUUUGGUUGAUUCUGGCAGGAGUUAUCACAUUCUAUUCGUAUAAUCUUUUAUCUCUUGUCUUAGAACAUCAUGCUCAGCUCGGUCGUCGCCAGCUUAGAUUUCGAGAUAUGGCUAGAGAUAUUUUAGGACCUAGAUGGGCAAGAUACUACAUAGGGCCUCUUCAAUUUAUCAUAUGCUUUGGGACAGUAAUUGGUGGUCCUCUUGUUGGAGGAAAGAGUCUCAAGUUCAUUUAUCAACUCUAUCAUCCAGAAGGAGCAAUGAAGCUUUACCAAUUUAUCAUUAUAUGUGGAGUUGUAACAAUGGUUUUGGCUCAACUUCCAUCUUUUCACUCUUUGAGACACAUUAAUCUGAUUUCUCUGAUUCUCUGUGUGACUUAUGCAACGUGCCUAACGGUCGGUUCGAUAUACGUCGGUCACUCGAAAGACGCGCCGCCGAGACAUUAUUCUAUAAAAGGCUCUCAUACAGAUAAACUCUUUGGUGUCUUCAAUGGCAUUUCAAUCAUAGCUACAACAUACGCUAGUGGAAUCAUUCCAGAAAUUCAGGCAACUUUGGCACCUCCUGUGAAAGGAAAAAUGUUCAAAGGACUAUGUGUUUGUUAUUCUGUUAUAUUAGCUACAUAUUUCAGUGUGGCUAUUUCUGGUUAUUGGGCAUUUGGAAAUGCAGCUGGUGCAACAGUUCUUGCCAACUACAUUGGGGAAACAAAACUAUUAUUACCAAAAUGGUUUUUCUUGAUGACGAAUAUACUCAUCCUUCUUCAAGUGUUCGGAUUAACUGCGGUAUAUUUGCAACCAACAAAUGAACUAUUUGAGACAAUUUUCGGAGAUCCGAAAAAAGGACAGUUUUCGAUGCGAAAUGUUGUGCCGAGGGUACUGUCUAGGUCAAUAUCAGUUGCAGCAGCCACAGUUUUCGCAGCUAUGUUGCCAUUCUUUCCGGAUAUAAUGGCAUUGUUUGGAGCAUUUGCAUUCAUUCCUCUUGAUUUCAUUUUGCCUAUGGUUUUUUUCAAUAUAACUUUCAAGCCUUCCAAACAAAGCUUAAUAUUUUGGGUGAAUACAUUGAUUGGAGGAGGAUCUUCAAUUUUAGUUGUGAUAGGAGGAAUAGCAUCAAUUAGACAAAUAGCUCUUGAUGCGAAAACAUAUAGUUUAUUUUCUGAUUCUUGA